Messenger RNA from Pseudogymnoascus destructans, 618 nucleotides. RefSeq lists its product as uncharacterized. Bases 1 to 618 code for a protein of 205 amino acids. NCBI's taxonomy places the organism in Eukaryota, Fungi, Ascomycota, Leotiomycetes, Thelebolales, Thelebolaceae. The transcript is spliced from 3 exons. Gene Ontology annotation, molecular function: hydrolase activity. The record is from RefSeq and is a predicted model, not a curated record.
AUGAAGUCCGCUGCAUUCGUACUCCAAUACGCCGACAUAAUCCGAUCAAAGUCGGCCCCCGCCUCGACAGGCUUUGUAAACCUCGACUGGAUAUGGGAGCUCGCACAGCCGAUCUCGCUCGGGUUUCUCAGCAACCCAGUGUGUGUGAAACACCUCAACGUGCCCUUUAAGAUGGCAGCCCCAGUCUUCCCAACGCCCAGGAUUAUUGGAACCAAGAGGCCGGAAAUCUCCUACAAAGAAUGCCCUGCCGCCCGCGUGAUUGCCUUCAACGCUGCCAGGAAGGUGGCUAUAGUUUAUACAAAGCGAGAGAGAUACUAUAAGCUUCCCGGCGGCGGCAUCGACAGCGGCGAGCAACAUGAGAUGGCCGCCUUGCGAGAAAUGCAGGAGGAGACGGGCGGGAUUUGCUACGUCGCCGACGUUGUGGACGACUCUGGCAGUCCCAGCCUCACGGAGGACGAGGUCAACGAUGGACUUGGUCACUUAUGGCUGUCGGUCGACGAGGCGAAGACCAAGAUGGCUGGGGCAGAACCGAGGUCGGAAUUAGGCCUCUAUAUCAAGGAGCGGGAUAUAUACCUUCUUGGUGAAGCUAUAAGACGCACGGAGGAGGAGAUAGCUUGA